Messenger RNA from Dibothriocephalus latus, 267 nucleotides. NCBI's taxonomy places the organism in Eukaryota, Metazoa, Platyhelminthes, Cestoda, Diphyllobothriidea, Diphyllobothriidae. The record is from the annotation of a GenBank genome assembly.
CAGUUGACUGACAAGGAGUUUCGUCAACAGGCACUGGUACCCCUGACGGAUGCCACUCAUGGCGGCGAAGACGUCGGCGUCUACGCCACAGGACCCUUUAGUCACUUGUUUCAUCGCAACAUUGACAACACCUAUCUGGCCCAUGUCAUGAAGUGGUCUCUCUGUCUACCACCCUACCAGACGGAGGUUCAUUGCAGCGGUGCAGACCACUGCUGGUCCUCAGUUUCCCUUCUUCUUUUUUUCCUUUCGCUCACUCAGUUGUACUAA